This is a messenger RNA of Ustilaginoidea virens, 1596 nucleotides long. RefSeq lists its product as uncharacterized. The transcript has 2 exons. The record is from RefSeq and is a predicted model, not a curated record. Lineage: Eukaryota; Fungi; Ascomycota; Sordariomycetes; Hypocreales; Clavicipitaceae. The coding region runs from base 1 to 1596 and encodes 531 amino acids.
AUGGACGAAAACGUUGUCAUCAGCCCACGCAAGCGUCGGCGACAGUCGAACCACGGACAACCGCCAACCGACGCUUGGCAGCGCCAGCUAGAGAAGCAGAAGCUCGACCAUCCCGCGCAGCCUCCGCCAUCGUUUUGGGAUAACCUCUCGGAGAUCCCGCUAACAAGAAGCGCAUUACGCGAGUUGGACAGAAGAAACCACGAGAGCGCCCGCCUAGCUGGCGGCUCGUCGCACAAGCCAGGCUGUCAUCCAGUUACGGGACGCCCUACCGAGGCAAAGCAGCGUCUCCACGCCGCCGACUGUCUUUCCCGCUGCACGCCGAAGUCCCUGGGACUUAUCAAGCGCAUUGCAAGACAGGGCGGCCCAGACCUUUCGGGCCUGAGAGGAUAUCCUGAGCCCAGCACCGCCCUUACGGAAGGGAUGAGCCAGUCUAGUCUCGGCCGUCGGAAGCAGGGCUCGGCAUCCCCUUUGAAGAAUAUGUCUGCGUCGAACACCGAGGGCACCAAGAGCACCAAGAACACCAAGAGAACCAAGAGCACCGGGCCAUAUGAUCGUGCCUUCCAGCAACAUCUUAUCGACCAUGGCAUCUACCCUGAUUUGUACCAAUAUCCAGAUGGACGAGCGACUCCACAGCCAGAGAACAUAGAGGAAAUCAGAGAGGUGCUGCGACAGCCAAGGCCAUCUCUGUCGCCUUCACGAUUCUCAGAGGACGAUUUCUUCCACUUCAGGCAAGCAGCUGCGCACGUUUCAAAAGAGAGGCAGGUCACCACCACAGUGAUCCCUAUAAUUGAAGGCAAUGUUGGGGACCGCAAGUGCGUUGCCGGACAAAUUCCCUUUACGAAUCUCGACCCUCUGACAGACGGCACCCUUGUGCCGGGGAAUCCGGACCUAUACUACGGUGCCCGGCCUGAGCAACUCGACAGAAAGAUACGGUCGGAGCUCGGCGGUUUCAUUGUUCCUUCAACCCAGCACGACCUCCCCGUUGCACCGAACUUCUCACUAGCUGUGAAGGGCCCAGAUGGAUCGAGUGCGGUGGCUGAGCGACAAGCGUGUUACGAUGGUGCUCUGCAAGCCAGGGGCAUGCAACGGCUGCUCUCCUAUGGGGAACCAUCCCCGGUCUACGACAAUAGAGCUCAUGCCGUCACGUGUACUUAUCUGGACGGGCAAAUCAAAAUGUACACUAGCCAUCCGGUACCAUCAUCAAAUCCCCGAGCGAAGAGCGAAUACGUGAUGACGCAGAUCAAUGCAUACGCUCUCACGGGUAACCGCGAUUCAUUUCGUCAAGGGGUCGCAGCCUACCGCAAUGCAAGGGAUUGGGCAAAGCAGCAGAGAGAUGAGGCGAUCACGCAAGCCAACAAUGAGGUCACCGACUCUACGAUUGCUACCUCUGCAUCAGAGAACAACCCGGCCUUGAGCUUCGAGACCGAUAUAUCGGUCGCCGAAACGAUGACGGGAGAUGCGAGUCAAGGCGCUUCAACACCGCGAAACAACGCACCGUCUCAUGACCCCGAUUCUGACACCUCUGCGGAUGAUUUGUCGAUGGAUUUUGUGUCCAAGCGGGCCAAGAUCCAAUCAACGACAAAGGAAAGCAAAUAG